Molecule: messenger RNA, 1370 nt
Organism: Fusarium verticillioides 7600
Lineage: Eukaryota; Fungi; Ascomycota; Sordariomycetes; Hypocreales; Nectriaceae
Product: 60S ribosomal protein L17
Exons: 4
Coding region: 277-834 (185 amino acids)
Biological process (GO): cytoplasmic translation
Cellular component (GO): cytosolic large ribosomal subunit; ribosome
Molecular function (GO): structural constituent of ribosome
Source: RefSeq, a predicted model, not a curated record
AAAAUAUCUCAAUACUACUCAAAUACAAUUUCCAGUUCACCACAGUCUUCCACUCGUUGCUCUCCAUUUUCUCGCUUCUCUUUUGGCCGUUUGAGGCUGCUUUUCGGAAAUCGCACUAACAGGGCAGGCAGCCCUAAGGCUCUUUCCCAAAGGAGUGGGGAAAGCGAGUUUGUGGUCCCUCCGACCUGUUAGGGCAAGAGCUCAGAAUUUCUCAAUUUCACGCCCGCCAACCCACGUUCGUCGUCGAAACCGUCACUCACCACCCAAGUCGCCGAGAUGGUUCGAUACGCUGCCACCGAGAUCCAGUCCUCGAAGUCGGCCCGCGCCCGCGGUGCCUACCUCCGAGUGUCUUUCAAGAACACUCGCGAGACCGCCCAGGCCAUCAACGGCUGGAAGCUUCAGCGCGCUGUUACCUUCCUCGAGAACGUCAAGGAGCACAAGGAGGCCGUCCCCAUGCGACGAUAUGCCGGCAGCACUGGCCGCACCGCCCAAGGCAAGCAGUUCGGUGUCUCCAAGGCUCGAUGGCCCGUCAAGUCCGCCGAGUUCCUCCUCGGUCUCCUCAAGAACGCUGAGGCCAACGCUGAUGCCAAGGGUCUCGACACCGGUGCCCUGAUUGUCAAGCACAUCCAGGUCAACCAGGCCCCCAAGCAGCGACGAAGGACAUACCGUGCCCACGGUCGUAUCAACCCCUACAUGUCCAACCCCUGCCACAUCGAGCUCAUCCUGACCGAGGGUGAGGAGGUUGUCCAGAAGUCCGAUGCUGUUGUCGAGCGCGAGCACCUCAACUCGCGCCAGCGCGGUGCCCGUCUCCGCAAGGCUAUCACCGCCGCUUAAACAAUCACCAACCUCUAUCAAAUAGACAAAAUUUAAGCGCUGGUUGAAAACUGGGUUUACGUCGGGCAUCUUCUGUGCUGUAACUGUGUGACUUUUGACAAGACUCUUGAACAAAGGGACACUACACCAAGAUUACAUUAAAAAACUCGAUCAAUUGUUCUAGGGUUUUUGCGAGGGUGGUUCGUGGCUUUUCAUCAACUGGUGUAUGGCAGGCUACGGUGAGCAUGGCAUUAAAGGGAAAUUCAUGCAAAAGUUCGCAAGGUUUUCUUGACGAAAUAAAAUCAUUCAAGUCCUCCUAUGUCCGGUCCUGCAUCAGAAGAAGCAAUGUGACAUGAUUAAUUAGUAAAACUCAGCGCUGAUGCACCCCGUAGACUCACGUUAGUCGGUCACGAGUGAGGCAUUGCAUCAGGUUGGAUUUAGCGACACUGAACAUAUAUCACACUCCUCCAAGGUGUUCGAUAUCAUUACUUAUACAAUGCUUGCUAGCAGCUAUCGAUUGAGCAAACUUAACUGAUCCCAACUAGCAACAUAGCGAA